Molecule: messenger RNA, 420 nt
Organism: Mesorhabditis spiculigera
Lineage: Eukaryota; Metazoa; Nematoda; Chromadorea; Rhabditida; Rhabditidae
Source: the annotation of a GenBank genome assembly
AUGAACGGAUUGUCAUUGGCACGUAUCCGGCUCCGGAGUGUCUUGAUGUCGUGCCGCCAGAAUUCGAGCGCAAAUUUUAACGGAGGGGUCAGCCUGUCUGUUGAUGCGUCGACAGGAAAAGAAACUGGAAGAUUCAAGCAACACAACCCACCAAUUUAUGUAGGACCACAUGUCAAUCCCCUCGACGUCGGGCCAGAUUUCUCCUUUGUCGAUGGACGACCAUGCUACUUCACAUCGCGACGCCAGCUUGAACGGAAGAAGGAGCAGAUUAGAUUAGGAGAAAGAAUCGUGAGCUUACUUGACCAAAUGAACGAUCUCCAAAAAAUCCACGAGGAAGCGGAUGCUCAACGUCGCGACGAACAGAACAAAAUCAAUCAACGGAAACCGCAAGCCAAGGGCACUAAGACGAUCGACCAAUUU